Messenger RNA from Annulohypoxylon maeteangense, 1752 nucleotides. RefSeq lists its product as uncharacterized. NCBI's taxonomy places the organism in Eukaryota, Fungi, Ascomycota, Sordariomycetes, Xylariales, Hypoxylaceae. The coding region runs from base 1 to 1752 and encodes 583 amino acids. The record is from RefSeq and is a predicted model, not a curated record. The transcript has a single exon.
AUGCCUGGAGGCGUGUUUCCGUUACUUAAUCUACCGCCCGAAAUACUGCUCGAGCUAUGCCACGCCUUGGUACCAUGCGGUCCAUAUCUAACCUUCAGUGUCUAUGAAAAGGCAUCACAGGGCUUCGUUGAUUUGUGCCAGCUAGCUCGAACUUGCAAAACACUUUCGCGCAUUGUCAGGACGUUCUUUAGAAACCCUCUAUAUAGGGAAUCUCGACCAUUCAUUGGUAUCUUGCCCUACGCACUUAACAUCCUACGGGAUCCGGAGCUUGCCCAUUACGAGACAACGUUAAGGAUGGUUUCUUCAAAUACGGAUGGAUCAAUCGGACAAGGCGAUGUUGAAACUUUCAAACAAGCAUCACGAGAUCUACUAGGAUCCCCCUUCUGCAGAGCAACUCUCAGCUACCUCCAGGGUGACAAGUCCCGACAUUAUUCAAAGUUUGAUAUCUACAGAGCACGCUCAGAUCUUACGUAUAUCCUUCUCGUGAAGCUUCCCAACCUUACUUCCAUCACUCUCGACUACGCAUUGUGGACUCGAAGAACAACUCCCAAGCCCUUGAAUCUUCCCUUUCUCAAGCAGGCAAGAUUCAUCGGCACUAAUCUUCGUACUCCGGAAAACCAUCUUGUCGCUACAGACCUGUUCUUCUUCCGACUUCACACCAACGCCGCGCCGAAUCUUGAGAUUCUCGAAGUGGAACGCAUGCAUAAAUGUACCGGUCCUCUCGUUCUGCAAAAUGUUCGAACCUUACGCAUCAUCAACUCUUACAUGGGUGUAGAGGAUCUAGACAGACUUUUGGGUAGUCGCGAGCUGUGUCUUGAGAGCUUCACCUACAAGACGGGUCUGUACGAGAAUUACAUUCGUAUAAGAGGUGCUAUCCGAGCUGAAGAGCUAUUUCCUAACGAAAUUGUCAAGUCGCUAGAGAAUAGCCCUUCGCGCACCCGCCUUCACACGCUCAAGCUCGAUCUCCGAGAACGAGGAGACUUCUCGAAUAAACCUUCUGACAUGAAGUCCCUUCCCCACUGGUAUGAUUUCAAUAGGCACAAUGCCGUCUCACAUUUCAUCUCCACCCUUGACUGUUUUCCGUCUCUCCGAGACAUCACCCUGACACAGCAAUGCCUCUGGGAGCCGUACUACAAUUGGGCUACCGGCUUUAAGAAGGACAAAACACCUCGAGCCCCUUCUCGGCUAAUUAGUCUAUUGUCGAAAUCUGUCGAGACCUUCACUCUCGUUGACAUCACACUGGAGUUUUUCCCGGCUAUCAUCAGUCUUGCGGAGGUCGUCAAUAGCAAGCAGCAAUUCUCGCAUCUGAAGCGGGUGCGGCUUCACCCUCACCCAAACUUAAUCAAACGAUACACCCACGCGAAGGCGCACGCUGAUGAUCCCAGUCUGCCGAAGGGUAAUUCGAGAGACAUCGACUGCACCGCGGAUUCACAAAUUCAACCGCAAAUGGAAAUGAUAAUCCGACUCUUCCAGCAAGUAGGAGUAGACGCCAGAUUCCCCUUACGUGUUUAUCCAAUCCCUACAGACAACCAGGUUCACCUAGAGCGCCAGCGUGAAUUGGGACACUGGUGCCGCAAGUGCCAUUUCCACCCCAAUCAUUAUUUUCCUAAAUACAAGACUUUAGUACAGCAACCGGCACAAUGCACAGGGUAUAUGCUGACUAGAGUACAUGAUCAUGGGCGGAGUGAAGUGGCGAAGGAGAGUGGAUGUGUUUAUGAGAAAAGUUCCCACCCUAAGAACUAUUUUCGAUAA